Messenger RNA from Iphiclides podalirius (scarce swallowtail), 252 nucleotides. The record is from the annotation of a GenBank genome assembly. Lineage: Eukaryota; Metazoa; Arthropoda; Insecta; Lepidoptera; Papilionidae.
AUGGAUGUUCUUCCGAGCGGUAACCUAUUCCGCGAGCUGCAAGACGUGACGGACACCGGCUAUUUCGAAUGGAAGCUGUCCUUAGAGGACUACUGGCAACAGCCUAAACCGACAAUGUUCUUAACCUCUGUUGGGAAUUCGGUGAUGGCCCAGAAGUUCACGCAAAAUUCUAAUCCGCUGGUGCCGCAGUUUGUCGCUGAGCGCUGUACGUCCGCCGCGAUUUACUACUACGGGACUUGCUUACGCCACGAC